Messenger RNA from Rhizoctonia solani, 1719 nucleotides. RefSeq names its product histone-lysine N-methyltransferase. The coding region runs from base 1 to 1719 and encodes 572 amino acids. The record is from RefSeq and is a predicted model, not a curated record. NCBI's taxonomy places the organism in Eukaryota, Fungi, Basidiomycota, Agaricomycetes, Cantharellales, Ceratobasidiaceae. Gene Ontology annotation, molecular function: histone H3K79 methyltransferase activity. The transcript has 5 exons. Gene Ontology annotation, cellular component: nucleus. Gene Ontology annotation, biological process: regulation of transcription regulatory region DNA binding; DNA repair; DNA damage checkpoint signaling.
AUGCUAUCGAUAAUUACGCCUCCCGUGCAUCCUGUUCUUGGGACCAGCAAGACCGUCGAUGAUCUACUACGGCCGCUGACACAUCCGGACCCCGACUCGUCUGCAACAUCCCCCGCUCCCUCACUCGACAUCCCCACUACCACUACCACUGCCGCCAAAAAACGCAAGCGAGAGCCCAGUGAGCAGCUGACAAAGCCGAAGCCGAAGCCAAAGACAGUGCGAAAGAAACGAGCAAAUAAUGCGCCAAAGGAAAACCGCGUACAGCGUCUACGGGAAGAGUCUGCCCCACUCUCAGACGCCACCGUUCGCAAUAGAUCUCGGACACGAGAGCGAUGUGUUGGCUCCGAACGUAUGGGAGCACUUGAAUGCACGCUCCCUGUUGAAAAGUGGUGGCGAGACCCUCCACUCGCCUCGGAACACUCGGAGCCAUCCCAGGUAGCUACCGGCAAGCACAUCCAGUCCAUUGAUAUUAUACGCCCAAAAUGGAAAGGCUACCGUCCAUGGUUCAAUAAUCCCCAAGAUCCCGACGAUCCCGCCUGGAAAGUCGGCCCAAACCAUAUCCCGUCUGCAGAGCUCGAAUACCCAGGGAACAAUUCAACCGAAGUCUAUGCGCUCGUUGACGCAUUUGACCAUGACGACUACCAGCCUUUAAAGGAUCUCUUCCUAACAAUAGAUACCAUAGCCGGAACCUAUAUGGAUGACGCAGAUCGUGCCCGAAUAGGCUAUACCAUUCCCACCUCGGUCGUUUCCUCCGAUCCUUCCUCGCACGCCUCUUCCUCUGGUCACCCGCACUCCCCCGGUCGAAAGUCGAGGGAACUUUCCCCAGAGAACGAAUCUUCUGACCAAGACAUGCCCCUUUACAGGCGUCUAAUCCGAGCACGCAACGCCAAAGAUGGUCCCCAGUUUUUGCAGGCCCUCGCCACUCUCAACGGACACAUACGGGCACUUCGGCCCAAGAUGCAGCAGCAUAUUCGGGCCAAAUGGACUGGUAUUCCUCCUCCGGUGUGGAAGCGUGUGUGCGAAGAGGGCUAUCAGCGCGGCGUUGGUCCACGCAUGCGCGAGCUCAUCAGAUACAAGCAGUGGACGAGUGGAGUCUAUGGCGAACUUAUGCAACCCUUCAUUUCGGAAGUCGUCCACCGCUGUGGGCUUGGCCCGGGCAAGGUCUUUGUCGAUUUGGGCUCUGGUGUCGCACAAACCCUAAUGCAGGCAUCGCUCCAAUCCGGGUGCACAUCAUAUGGUGUCGAGCUUAGUCCCCCUGCCGCGUCCAUCGCCAAGGACCACGAACGCGAAUUCAAUCACCGUCUCGAAAUGUGGGACCUCUGUUGCUCCGAAUAUAACCAUAUUGAGGGUGAUAUGCUCGAGUCUCAGGAGGUUGUAGAGUGGAUCAGAAAGGCCGAUGUCAUACUCGUCAACAAUUUCGUGUUUGAAGAGUUGUUAAAUGAGCGCCUGACCUGCUUGUUCCUUGAUGCACGUGAUGGCACCCAAAUCGUCUCCCUCAAGUGUUUCCUUGACCGCGGGUUCAAAAUCACCGAACGCACGAUAUCGUCCCCCCAGGCGAUCCUAAAGGUGGAGGAACGUGAUUGGACGGCCGGGGCCGUAUCGUGGUCGAAUACAACCGGAACAUACUAUGUCCACACGGUCGACCGAUCUAAUCUCCAGGCCGAAGAGGAACGGUUGAACGCGGUACGAUCCAGGCCGUCUAGGAGACGGCAGGCGUAA